Messenger RNA from Struthio camelus australis, 3417 nucleotides. It is a transcript of the gene RHOH, whose product is annotated as ras homolog family member H. Gene Ontology annotation, molecular function: GTPase activity; protein kinase binding; GTP binding. Gene Ontology annotation, cellular component: cytoplasmic vesicle; cell projection; cytoskeleton. Gene Ontology annotation, biological process: establishment or maintenance of cell polarity; motor neuron axon guidance; regulation of cell shape. The record is from RefSeq and is a predicted model, not a curated record. NCBI's taxonomy places the organism in Eukaryota, Metazoa, Chordata, Aves, Struthioniformes, Struthionidae.
GAACCAGCCCCAGACUCUAGGACUUAUUUGGCCUGUACGUGUAGUGCUAGCUGGUUACUUCUCUUUUUUUGUUUUUUCCUAUAAUAUAAUUGUUCUAAUCUGAUUUAAACAAAAUCCAUCUGAAAACCAAGAACACAGAACUCCACUCUUUUUUUCUUCCCGUCUCACUUAGAGUAUUUGACUUCCGUAACGUUUAUUUUCAACAGCCGCUUUCAGCUUCCUGCAUCUGAAACAUCAUUUGACUCACUGAAGAAUUAAAACUGACAGCACCAUAGAGUUGUGUGGGAGAAAAGGGGAUUUUAGACUCAAGUGACACAAUCAAGUCUUGAGAAGUAAAGAAACUUGGAUGGCUUCUCCCCAAAUGGAAGUGAUCUAGAGAGCCCCCUGAGAACGCUGCAUCUCUGAAUCCAGCUCCUACUGCCUUGAGACGGUGCACUUGGACCUGGACAUUAAUAAAAUGCUGGAUUCAAUCAAGUGUGUGCUGGUGGGAGACUCUGCAGUGGGGAAAACAUCACUCUUGGUACGUUUCACCUCCGAGACUUUUCCAGAUGCCUAUAGACCGACCGUAUAUGAAAAUACCGGAGUGGAUGUCUUCAUGGAUGGUGUACAGAUUAGUCUAGGUCUUUGGGACACGUCUGGCAGUGAUGCCUUCAAAGGCAUUCGUCCUCUCUCAUACCAACAGGCAGAUGUGGUGUUAAUGUGCUACUCGGUGGCAAACCACAACUCCUUUCUAAACCUGAGGAAUAAAUGGAUUGGCGAGAUCCGCAACCACUUGCCCCGCAUCCCUGUUUUGGUAGUGGCUACUCAGACUGACCAGCGAGAUACAGGGCCCUAUAGUUCCUCCUGCAUCAGCCCGAUGGAUGGGAAGCGGCUCGCCCAGGAUGUCCGGGCCAAAGGCUAUUUGGAGUGCUCUGCCCUUAGCAACAGAGGAGUGCAGCAGGUGUUUGAAUACGCGGUUCGCACGGCGGUCAAUCAAGCCAAAAGACAGAACAGGCGGAAGUUCUUCUCCAUUAAUGAGUGCAAGAUCUUUUGAGUCCUGUUAGCAGUGGUUUUUGCCCACGCUCGGUCUUUUUUUCUUUGCACAAAAAUGCAUGAGCAGAGAUAGUGAAAAGCAAACUCCCAGCAGGAUAGCAGUACAGGUGCCCCUAGUGAGACAGAUAGAUACUCUGUGUAAUCUGCCUUUUUUUUUUUUCUUCUGUUUCGACGGGUACUAUCUUUAAAAAUGAAAGGUAUAGGUAAACAGCCUUCUUCACAAAUCUGUGUUUGGUCUUUGCUAGUCUGGACUGCCGCGGGCCUAGUCUGGAGAUUUACAGAUAAUAGCUGUACUGAUUUUGUUGUUGUCAUUGAUGUUCCUCAGAUGUUGGUUUGUCUGUGUUUAUUUAAUGACUGAAACCUCUGCCCGGAUCCAGCCCUUUUCUGACAAAUCUGUCCGUGUGGAAUUUUUGUACUCUAAGAACUUUGUACAUAAAGUCUGACCACUGUGUAUUCUAUUUAAAAGACUUUUGUAUAUGUUGUUGUAAAAUACUGACAGCGUUUGUUUUCAUAUGUUGGAAGUUCUUCCUUUAGCUAACCACAAAAGCAAAUUGUCCUAUCUAUAAAAUAAUGGCCUGCAGGCAAGCCUAACAUUCCUUACACCUGUCCGAGUUACUAUACAAUAGUAAUCAAAUCCAGUGUGUCCAGCACAGGAGUGAUCAAAAAAUGAGUGACAUUUGAUAGCUGUCCUGUGGCUUUCUGAGAUUUAUUUUGUUAUCUUUGUCUCAUUCUUAGCAGACUGGAGACUGUCUCAACAAUACCAUCAAAGAUAGGAUGAACUGGAAACUAACCUAAUUUCUUCCUAAACUUAGAGUAGUUUCAACCCUAGAACGGUUGGCUUGCAGGCAGGGCUGGUUUAGAUAUAGGGGUGGGGUGAUGGAGAGAAAUCUGUGCUAUCAUCACCUCUGUUGCCCCUCUGGUAUUUCUGUGGCAAAAGAUUUUCAUCUCCAGGGAUGAAAGGCAUUUUUUCAGGAGAACUAAAAUGCUCAAAAUGCUCACAUAUUUUUAGUAUUUUUUUUUUCCAAAGAGUGGUUUUAUUGAAACCAGUCCCUAAAUAUAAUAGAAAAUUAAGUGCAUGGCAAUGCUGAAUGCACAUAUUUAGAAUGGCUGAAUAACUUUUUUUAGAAUUUGCAUACUGAGCAUAAUUACCUGGGUUGUAUGAAACAAAGAGUGAAACAGGCUUUGCAUCCUGGGGAGCCUGGCAAGUAUAAGAGCCAAAUCCUGAGGUACUUACUUGGGAGUUACUUUCCUGCAGAGAGCCAGUCUAAGGAGGUGGAAACUCCACAUGUGCAAGAGAGCUCUGGUGGAAGGUGGGUGUGGGUUCAACACACAAUGUCAUAAAUUCCUUGUGAUUUGUAGUGUCCUCCUUCUCUUCAGGUUAUCUGUGCAAAACCCUCCGCUCCGUGGCAUCCCUCAGAUCUUGCAAAUCUGUCUCACCCCAGGGUUUCUGCUGCCCACAGCAGAAAACCCCCCGGGGGAUUUCUUAGUGCAGCGAGAUUUUUGUUCUCUCUUUCCCUGUCCUUUAGCUAGCUCAGAACUGGCCUUCAAGGGGUUUAGAGCAUAGUGCCAGGAGAGGUGGCACGUAAAACAGUAGGAUGAGUCUCUCUCCACAUGGAUCCCAAGAGAAUGACCUCAGUUUUGACUGAGCCCUGACUCAUGUUUUUCAACAGGAAUGGAUGCAAUGGCUUACCCGAUUCAAAUCCAAGGUGGGACUUCAGGAAUUAGUUACCUUAUUUAGCAAAUAAGCUAUAGCUCAGAUUUACCUACAGUUUCCUCCUGAAAAAGUGGUCAGGUGCUCUUCCCAGUGCUCUAUUCAACCUCUGAGCUCCUUUAUAAAGAGAAAUUACAAAUUAAAUCAGUCUCCUCCUAUGAAACCCAGAGACGGUCUGACUUGUGAUAUAGUAUUUGCAUUAUGGCUGCCUUGAAGAACAACUGGGCACAAAAUAUCCACCAUCUCCCAGGUUGGUGAAUAGUGCUCAUCAACCUUAUUUCAAGGGAGACUUCCUGUUAUUAAGUACACACUGGUCUCAUGUGAAGCUUUUAUACCAGCUUUACAUCCUUACAAGCUUCUGCACCCUGAGAACCUGAGAUGAGGGCUCCCAUCACCACUCAGCCUUCCUGUGGUAUUCUCUUUCCUGUCACUCUUUCUCCUUCUAAAACUUCAGGCAUAGAUUGCAAACCCUUUGCCCCCUGAAACACUAAAAUUGAUGAUGUUUGUAAAAGAGCCUGACCUGCGUGAUACUUACGUAUAGUUACAUAAGUGCCUAGGUAUUUGUAGUCCUCACUUAAAAACUUUGUGACUUUUGGAACACACGUAUUUCUACAUCUCAACUCUUGCAAUGUCUCUUCACUGAUGGUUGUGUUUUUUGUAACCCUAACUUAAAA